UCGGCUCCGGGCGCUGAUCCCCGGCGCGGCCAUGCUGCGGGGACACGGAGGCUGCGGCUCGGCCUGACGCCGCCCCCAGCUCCCCGGCGGCGGCUCCGACGCAGCCCGGCCGGAUGGAGGCUCCAGGUGGGGCGGGGACCCCAGAACGGGUGAAAGAAGCCCAAACACUGGAGCGAGCCGCAGGCAUCCCGGCACAUGGGCCGGUGGAGGAGCCUCCCAGCCCCCCUGCCGAGGAGCAAGGCGGGAUCCCCAUCCCCAGCUCGGGCCUGCUGCAGGUCGCCGAACGGAGACAGCCCCUGAGCAGUGUGUCCUCCCUGGAGGUGCACUUCGACAUGCUGGAUCUGACCGAGCUGACGGACAUGUCGGACCAGGAGCCCGCCGAGGUCUUCGCCGACUCCGACGACGAGAACGUAGCCAGCGAGUCCCCUGCCGGUCUGCACCCGCACCCCAUCCCUCGGGCAGGGUACCGGCGAUCCCCCUCCUGGACAAGGACCAAAGGCGAGCAGGGGCGGGAGAAGAAACACCUCAGUGACUCGGAGCUGCAAGCAGGCGUUGGCGACACGUUCCUGGUGGGGGAGAGGCCCCAGGAGGAAUAGGGGGCUGGGAGCCAUGGUGCCCCUCACCCCCAAUUCCAGACUGUUUGUGACUUAACAGACCCCUGCACCUAGAGAGAUGUGCAAAUGCUGCUGGCUCCAUGUAACACAAAGCUCCCCCCUUAGUACAGCCACAGGAUGUGGAGCAGCUGUGUGAGGGCGCUGGCCAUGCUGGGCAAGAAAUUCCAGGGCGGGGGACACAGAUCAUCAUCACACCAUCUUAGCACUUUUUUAACCCUUUCUUGCUCAUUCUGCACAAAACCUGGCCAGGCCAGCAGUAGUGAGAGCCGCCAAGGGAUUGUGCUGAGCAGGGCCCAGGGCCAGGAGGGAGCCUGGCUGCACAGAAGGGAAAAGCAGGUUUGGAGAGAAUUGUGUCUUUCUGGAGAACAACCCUCCUGCUGCAGGCAGAGUUCGGAUAGGGGGGAAGCCCCCUCUCAUCCCCCAGGGCAGGGGGAGGUAACAUCCAAGGAACCUGAGAGCAAACAGCCACACUGGUUCUUCCCCAAUGAAGUGCUGCAGCUCAGAGCAGAACCCAGCUGCCUGGGAGCUGCCGGCCAAGGCAGGAUCUAGCCACCACCUUCUAGAAGCACAUUCCCUUCCCCAUGGCCUUACGCCUGUACGGGCUCUAGCUCUGGUGUAAGAGCAGCACUGCUGGAGAUGCCAACCCAGGAACAGCAGCCUGUGCUCAUGCUCCAUCGUGCGCCUGCACCAGGAACUCUGCAGUGGGACUGGCACGUGUUAACUCACGGGCCUGCGAGGAACCCGUGGGUCUGAAUUAUGACAACUGCUUUGCCAUCAUUACAAGGAACCCCAGUUCCAUCUCCGGAAGCAGCGAGGGCCACUGCCCAGUUCCUGGGGAGCACCCUGGGGCCGAGGGCAGUUGGACAGACGGCUUUCAGCAGUAGAACCGGACUAGGCUGAAGCAAGCUGGACCAUGAGCCCAGUGUACAGAUCCUGCU
Molecule: messenger RNA, 1552 nt
Organism: Mauremys reevesii (Reeves's turtle)
Lineage: Eukaryota; Metazoa; Chordata; Testudines; Geoemydidae
Gene: DBNDD1
Product: dysbindin domain containing 1
Exons: 4
Coding region: 114-596 (160 amino acids)
Biological process (GO): negative regulation of protein kinase activity
Cellular component (GO): cytoplasm
Source: RefSeq, a predicted model, not a curated record